Molecule: messenger RNA, 2630 nt
Organism: Belonocnema kinseyi
Lineage: Eukaryota; Metazoa; Arthropoda; Insecta; Hymenoptera; Cynipidae
Product: kinesin-like protein KIF23
Exons: 15
Coding region: 1-2565 (854 amino acids)
Biological process (GO): microtubule-based movement
Cellular component (GO): kinesin complex; nucleus; microtubule
Molecular function (GO): microtubule binding; microtubule motor activity; ATP binding
Source: RefSeq, a predicted model, not a curated record
AUGAAAUCUGCUCGCUCAAAACCACUGACUUCGGCUCGAAAGCCAUUGAGUCGCACCAGGUUCAACAACAAUAAUAAUAUGCAAUCCAAGGACCCAGUGCAAGUUUUUUGUCGUUUGCGACCGAUGCAAUUUCCUACAGAGUCGUCUUGUAUGAGAGUAAUUUCGGAUACAACAAUUGCAAUCACUCCGCCAGAAUCUGCGACAAAUUUCCGCACCGCUACCAGUAAAGAAAUCCAAACUGUCUUCACACGUGUGUUUCAAUCGGACAUUUCCCAGCGAGAGGUUUUCAACACAGUAGCACUGCCGCUCGUUGCAAAUUUAAUUCAAGGCAAGAAUGGUUUACUAUUCACUUAUGGAAUAACUGGAAGUGGAAAAACGUUCACGAUGACGGGAGAUCAACAGGAAAGUGGAAUCAUGCCUCGUUGUGUGGAUGUUGUUUUUAAUAGCAUCUCAAAUUACCAGGCAAAAAAGUUUGUUUUUAAGCCUGACAGAUUGAAUGGAUUUGAUGUUCAGAGUGAAACUGAUGCCAUGCUUGAUAGGCAGAAAGGACUUAAUUCGGGACUGAUGACUCCACGAAACGUGAGGAUAAGAACGCGUAAAGUUGAUAGCGAUAGCGAUAGCAAUCCAACGUUUCUACGAUCAGCGGAUGAAUCUCAAGUAAUCCAGGUGGAUCCGGACAAUGUUUAUUCCGUCUUUGUUACAUAUGUUGAGAUAUAUAAUAACAGCGUGUACGAUUUGCUUGAUGAAGAGGACAUUCGAGCAAAGACCCUGCAGAGCAAGAUUGUUCGAGAGGACGGUAGUAAAAAUAUGUAUGUCCACUCAGUUACCGAAGUUGAGGUAAAAACGACUGAGGAAGCCUUUGAGGUUUUUCAACGAGGACAACGAAAACGGCGAGUUGCACAUACUGCUCUCAAUGCAGAAUCCAGCAGAUCUCAUAGUGUCUUCACGAUAAGACUCGUUCAGGCCCCUUUGGAUUGCGAUGGCGAGCACGUAAUUCAAGAUAAGCGAGUGGUGUGCAUCAGUCAACUUUCGCUUGUAGAUUUGGCUGGAAGUGAGCGUACAAAUCGUACCAAAAAUACUGGACAGCGAUUGCGCGAAGCAGGAAAUAUUAACAAUUCCCUCAUGACGCUGAGAUCUUGCAUGGAAAUUUUACGGGAAAAUCAAACGAAUGGUACGAGUAAAAUAGUACCAUAUCGGGAUUCGAAAGUGACUCAUAUGUUCAAAAAUUACUUCGAUGGGGAAGGUCAAGUCAGAAUGAUCGUUUGCGUUAAUCCCAGGACAGACGAUUAUGACGAAACUAUCCACGUGAUGAAGUUUUCAGAAAUGACUCAAGAAGUUCAAGUCGCUCGAGCUGCAGGAACAAAAUUAGAUUUAGGUUUUACACCCGGACGGCGCUUCGCAAACAAAAUAUUUAGAGAGGCUCGCAGCAGGCUUGAAAAAGAGAGACCUGAAGCUGCUGAUUUGGAGAUCGAUCUGGGUCUUGUUUACAGCCUUGGAGGACCGUUUCCUGAAAUGGAAGUCGCUGAUCCUCACAACGAUGAAAUUAUCACAAAUCUGAUACACUUUCUGGAGCAAAGAAUCAAUAAACGCAAUGCUCUUUCUGUCGACCUUUACGGAAAACAGACCGACUUCAGGAAGAUGUUCCUGAAAAUGGAAGAGGAAAAUACGAACCUGAAAGUGGAAAAUGCUUCUCUAAAAGCUUAUCAUUCGCAGCAAGCCAGAAAGGUUUCUGCCCUGCAAGGUCAUGUAGAUAAAGCAGAGGCCCAAAUCGACAGUCUACUUGAUAAACUAAACAAUGCAAAUGACAGAAUCAGAGGCUUGCAACAAGAACUGCAAGAUAAGGACAUGGCUCUGAAACAAGGAAUGAUAGACAAGCAGAGAGUGAAACAAAAGUACAACAAUAAAAUACAAGCGGAGACAGAGAAAAUGAACAGAGAAUUAGAAAUGAGAAUGCGAUCAGAACAUGAGCAUCUUCAAAACCAAAUAAAGGAAACGGAAGAUAAGAUUCGAACAGCGAAGAAAAUAUUGACCGAAGAAAGCGGGUUUGGUUCAGUAUCAAGUGAACAAGGAGGAUCGGUUCCAGUUAUAUCUAAGGAAGCUGGAGAUUCUAAGACUGGGAAAGUUCAUGAGAGAAUAGAUCAUAGGUCAAGAAGGGAUAGAAUUCCGGUUGCAAAUUCAAGAUACCGGCGUUCUCAAAGCGCUGAUAGGUGGGUAGAUCAUCGACCAGGAGCUAUUGUUCCAGUGGAAACGAUUCUUCAACCUCUGAUGCGAAGGAGAAGGAGCGUCACGCGGUUGCAGAGUCCGAGGGAAAUCACUAAUGGUGCCUCCAGAUAUUGUCUCGUUGCUCAGCAACAGGAUUCAGAAGGGGCAUUAGAGACUAAAUUAUACAAGGGUGAUAUUGUGCCAACUAGUGGAGGUGGCGCUCAAGUUCUCUUCAACGACGUUGAACGUCUGAAGCAGAUGUCUCCAACAAAUAGCAGAAAACGAAGUGGAACUUGGUUUGCUCAAUCGAAUUCUGAGCAGUGCUACACUACGAUAUUUGAUUCUAAAAAACCACGAGUUUAAGUCUGAAAUAGUUCAAUUUUUAACAAGUGCAUAGGCUAUCGUUGCUUGUAUAUUUAUUAAUUUAA